CACCUCUGACAGUUCAGUUUGCGAGAAGAGCCACAACACGAAAUUUUUCUCCUCGUGAAAAUUAAUUCUAAUUACUUUUCUUUUGUGUAUUUCCCCUUGUAUUUAUCACAAAUAUGGCCAACUACGUAGGAAGAGUGUCGAAAUUAUCCAGUGUAUUGCCAAAUAUCUCCUAUGGAAGUUGGCGCACACUCAGCACUGCACCAGUUGCGUGGCAGAAGAAGAGUGUGGCCGACAAGACAGGGAAGAAUAUCGUGUUGGUGGAUGGUGUCCGGACGCCCUUCCUUACGUCCGGCAGUGACUAUGCCCGUCUGAUGCCUCACGAGCUGGCGCGUCACUCUCUCGUGAGCCUUCUGAAGAAGACUGGCGUGGACAAGGAGGUGAUAGAAUACAUUGUCUACGGCACGGUGAUCCAGGAAGUCAAGACAUCGAAUGUUGGGCGCGAGGCUGCGCUCAGUGCGGGCUUCAGCAACCGGACUCCGGCGCACACGGUCACGAUGGCGUGCAUCAGCUCAAACCAGGCCAUUACCACGGGAAUUGGGCUCAUUGCAACAGGAACGUAUGAUGUGGUGGUGGCUGGAGGAGUUGAGUUCAUGUCGGAUGUGCCCAUAAGACACAGCCGGAAGAUGCGGAGUCUCAUGCUGAAGGCCAACAAGGCAAAGACUCCCAUGGCAAAGCUCUCUCUUCUGUCAACUCUCCGACCUGGUCACUUGAUUCCCGAGUUGCCGGCCGUGGCGGAAUUUUCCUCUGGCGAAACAAUGGGACACUCAGCGGAUCGUCUCUCGGCGGCGUUCAAUGUUUCGCGCAAGGAACAAGAUGAUUACGCUCUGAGGAGUCACACUCUGGCCAAGGAAGCUCAACAGAAGGGUUAUUUGACUGAUCUUGUGCCUUUCAAAGUCUCCGGAGUGGACAAACUUGUGAGUGAAGACAACGGAAUUCGUGUCUCCUCACCUGAUGCUCUGGCCAAGCUUCGGCCAGCCUUCGUGAAGCCACAUGGAACGAUCACAGCGGCCAAUGCAUCCUUCCUGACUGAUGGAGCUUCAGCUUGCAUGAUCACGACGGAGGCGAAGGCAAAAGAGCUGGGACUUAAGCCAAAAGCAUACCUUCGUGACUUCAUUUAUGUCUCCCAAGAUCCCGUGGAUCAACUACUUCUGGGUCCAGCCUAUGGAAUUCCUCAGGUUCUCAAGAAAGCCAAUCUAAAGCUGAACGACAUUGACGCAUGGGAGAUUCACGAGGCCUUUGCCGGACAAAUCAUUGCAAAUCUCAAGGCGAUGGACUCUGAUUGGUUCUGCAAGAACUACAUUGGUCUGAAUGAGAAGGUGGGCAAUCCGGACUUGAGCAAGUGGAACAACUGGGGUGGAUCUCUGUCCAUUGGACAUCCUUUUGCCGCCACUGGAGUGAGGCUUUGCAUGCACACGGCCAAUCGCCUUGUCCGGGAAAAUGGACAAAUUGGAGUUGUGGCGGCUUGUGCAGCUGGUGGUCAAGGUGUUGCAAUGGUCAUUGAAAGACAUCCUGAUGCAAAGGCUGAUUGAGGAUUUCCCGAAUAAUUCGAAAAAAAAUCAUCACAAAAAUCCAUUUUUUCAUUGCAUUCUGUUUCUUUACUUAUGGAAAAAAAUCCCGAGGUUAAAAUUUAAAUUGAACAAAAGUUUAUUUGUAUCAAUGUGUGGGGAAUAAAAGUGCAUUUUUAGUAAAGAUAA
Messenger RNA from Phlebotomus argentipes, 1694 nucleotides. RefSeq names its product trifunctional enzyme subunit beta, mitochondrial (gene Mtpbeta). Bases 114 to 1529 code for a protein of 471 amino acids. Lineage: Eukaryota; Metazoa; Arthropoda; Insecta; Diptera; Psychodidae. Gene Ontology annotation, molecular function: acyltransferase activity, transferring groups other than amino-acyl groups. The transcript has 4 exons. Gene Ontology annotation, biological process: fatty acid beta-oxidation. The record is from RefSeq and is a predicted model, not a curated record.